Dromiciops gliroides (monito del monte) is the source of this 2751-nucleotide messenger RNA. It is a transcript of the gene DSPP, whose product is annotated as dentin sialophosphoprotein. Lineage: Eukaryota; Metazoa; Chordata; Mammalia; Microbiotheria; Microbiotheriidae. The coding region runs from base 1 to 2751 and encodes 916 amino acids. The record is from RefSeq and is a predicted model, not a curated record. Gene Ontology annotation, cellular component: nucleus; cytoplasm. Gene Ontology annotation, biological process: odontoblast differentiation; dentinogenesis. The transcript is spliced from 7 exons. Gene Ontology annotation, molecular function: collagen binding.
AUGGCUAGAACUCUGAGUGCAUGGAGAGGAGCAGUGCUAGAUGUGACUCGAAAGAAACAAAAUGCGAAUGUUGAGGAGGAAGAAUGGAAGGCCGCUAUUGAGAAUGAGACUAGGGAACGCUGGAGAGAGAGAAAGGAAUUCUUCAGUGUCUCCACCGUCUGCCUAUUAUUGCCGCCAAAGAAAAUGAAGACUAUCGUAAUUUUCUUCAUCUUGGCAACAGCAGAGGCCAUUCCGGUUUCUCAGAUCAGACCCCAGGAGAAAUAUACUUUUAAUAGACUUGUGGAUUUAAAUUGUCCAGGAAAAGCAGAAGUGACCCAACAGGAUCAAAUAACUGUUGAUGGCAUUGUCAAAGAAAAUAAUGAAACUAAUGAAGACUUCACCUAUCAAAAUAGGAAGGAUGCCCAACUAUAUAAAAAUGGCAGUAGCAAAGGAGAAGAGGAUGCUAUUGAGAAUACAAAGAUAGGAGAAAAGGAAUCUUAUGCCAGUCCUGGAUUAGCUAAAGGAGAGAGAGAUUUUAGCAAUAGGCAUGGGGAAAUAAUGUAUCCAGAAACAUUAGAGAGAGAUGGGAAUGGAGAAAAUGACACAACAAAUGGGUUUGAAGACAUCAUUUACAAGGCAGGAAAUGUAAUGCAGAAUAAUAAUAAUGAAACCAUCAGUGGAAAUGCCAAAGAAGGGAAUGCUACCAACACAAAUCAAAUUGAAAUGGUCAAUAUUCAAGGAGAUGGGAUUGGGAAUAAUCAAACUGAGGCUCCAACAGAAAAAAGUGAAGCUAAACAUGGCAGUGGAGAAGAGGAAAGCUGGAAUGAUAUCGAUGGUGGUGCUAGUGGUAAUGGAGUUGGUACCUUUGAAGACAAUGGUUCUGGUGAUGAUGAGGGAGAAGAAGCAGAGGACAGAAAUGAAAGCACUGUUGAUCAUAGGGAUUCAAGCUUUCCUAGUAAUGAGGUUCAGGAAAACGGAAAUGAAGAUGACAGUGAUAAUAGUUUAAGCAAAAAUUCAAGUAAUGCCAAAGAAGAAGAUGACACUGGAGACAAAGAUGAUUUCCUCAAUGGAGAAAAUAUAUCAAAGAAUGAUGAAGAUCAUAAUACAGUAGAAGCUUCCACAGAGCUGACUUUAAUCCUUAAAGGUGGGAAAAAUGGAUUCAUUGAAGAAUCAGGUCCCAAUGACAUUGACAGAGACCAAGAAAAGGUAGAAAACAAUGGACCCAACAGCAGCAAUGGUAUGGAAACGACUAAAGAAGCUGAGAAAGUAAAUGAUACUCUUCAAAGUAAAGGAGAUGACAUUAUUUUAAACAAAGGAUCCCACGAUAUGCCAGUGAAAGUUGACAAUGAACCUGUUGGAAAUAUCCCGAAAUCAAAACUUGGAGGCAACACUGGCAGUGAAAGCAGUAGUGAUGGAUAUGAUGAGAGCUAUGAUUUUGACAAUGAAUCUAUGCAAGGAGAUGACCCUAAUAGCAGUAACGAUGAUGUCAAGUCUGAAAGUGAGGAUAUCAGUAACAGUGACGGCAAUGAUUCUAACGAACCUGAUGAAUCGAUUGGUGAUAGCAAUGGUAGCAACUCACCAGAAGGAGGAGAUGAGGAUAGUGAUAGCGUUUCAGACACUAAUGGUGAUGAUAGUGACAACACUCACAAUAACAGUGAUGGAAAGCCUCCAAAUGGCAGUAGUGAUAGUAGUGACAGUGACAGCAAAUCUGAUAGCAGUGACAGUAGUGAUAGCAGUGAUAGUAGUGACAGUAGUGACAGCAGUGAUAGUAGUGACAGUAGCGAUAGUGAUGGCAAAUCUGAUAGCAGUGACAGCAGUGACAGUAGUGAUAGUAGUGACAAUGACAGCAAAUCUGAUAGCAGUGACAGUAGUGACAGUAGUGAUAGUAGUGACAAUGACAGCAAAUCUGAUAGCAGCGACAGUAGUGACAGCAGUGAUAGCAGUGACAGUAGUGAUAGUGAUAGCAAAUCUGAUAGCAGUGACAGUAACAGCAGUGAUAGUAGUGAUAGCAAAUCUGAUAGCAGUGAUAGCAGUGACAGUAGUGAUAGCAAAUCUGAUAGCAGUGACAGCAGUGAUAGUAGUGAUAGCAGUGACAGCAGUGAUAGUGAUAGCAGUGAUAGCAAAUCUGAUAGCAGUGACAGCAGUGAUAGUGAUAGCAGUGACAGUAGUGAUAGCAAAUCUGAUAGCAGUGACAGCAGUGACAGUAGUGAUAGUAGUGACAAUGACAGCAAAUCUGAUAGCAGUGACAGUAGUGAUAGCAGCGACAGUAGUGACAGCAGUGAUAGCAGUGACAGUAGUGACAGCAGUGACAGUAGUGAUAGUGAUAGCAAAUCUGAUAGCAGUGACAGUAACAGCAGUGAUAGUAGUGAUAGCAGUGACAGCAGUGAUAGUGAUAGCAGUGAUAGUGAUAGCAAAUCUGACAGCAGAUCUGAUAGCAGUGACAGCAGUGAUAGUGAUAGCAGUGACAGUAGUGAUAGCAAAUCUGAUAGCAGUGAUAGCAGUGACAGUAGUGAUAGCAAAUCUGAUAGCAGUAACAGCAGUGAUAGUAAAUCUGAUAACAGUAACGGUGACAGUGAAUCUGAUAGUAGCAACAGCAGCGAUAGCAGUGACAGUGAUAGUAAAUCUGAUGAUAGUAGUGACAGCAGUGAUAGUAACAGUAAUGAAAACAACCAUCAAGGCAAGUCUAAAAAUGCUACUAACAAUGGAAAUGACAGUGAUAGUGAUAGUAUCAGUGAAGGCAGUGAUAGUAAUCAUUUAACAAGUGAUGAUUAG